Messenger RNA from Penicillium brevicompactum, 909 nucleotides. RefSeq lists its product as uncharacterized. The coding region runs from base 1 to 909 and encodes 302 amino acids. The transcript is spliced from 3 exons. Gene Ontology annotation, molecular function: protein dimerization activity. The record is from RefSeq and is a predicted model, not a curated record. NCBI's taxonomy places the organism in Eukaryota, Fungi, Ascomycota, Eurotiomycetes, Eurotiales, Aspergillaceae.
AUGUCCUUCCCACCAACCCCAGCCAUGUCGGGUGAAUUCACCAUCAACGAUAAGCCCGCUACUGAUAUGUUCACAUUACCUCCCGCGGCAUUGAGCCCUCAAAGCCGGCGAUCAUCCCGAUCAGAUCCCUCUUAUACCCCGACCUCAACCUCUCCAGACCUCUCGGCUCGUCGAACUAGUCACACAGGACGCUCGGGCACAGCCAAGCGCCCACUCGAGGACUUUGACCUGCCUCCGCCCCCAACCCGAACUCGCAAGAUCAUCCAGAUGAAGCCAAAACCUGCAAAGUCCAAGGCAAAGGACACCAAAGGCCUCACAGAGAGCCCAGAGCCGAUACCCAAUUCUUCAACUACCUCCAAGAGGAAACAGCCCAGUGCAACCAGUGCGGCUGGUCGGAAAAUUGCCCGAAAGACCGCCCACAGUCUGAUCGAGCGUCGCAGACGGUCCAAAAUGAACGAAGAGUUCGGAACCCUGAAAGACAUGAUUCCUGCCUGCACGGGACAAGAAAUGCAUAAGCUUGCCAUCCUUCAGGCAAGCAUAGACUACGUCAACUAUCUGGAAAAAUGCAUUCGCGACAUGAGAACCGCGGGAUCAAGCCACACUGCCGCACCCCCGUCACCCACUUCACCAGAGUUCAUCGCCGAAACAGGCGCCGAGCCUAUGCGUGAAUCCUCAACAUACUCCUAUUCACCCUCCGCAUCUCCAGACGCAUAUGCUCCCCCGAGCUAUUCCCCGAUACCUCACCCUCCUUCUCGCCGCGAACUCAAGUCCCUUCUGCUCAGAAUGGGCACUGCAGACUCAAUCAGCGAGCAGUUUUCUGGUGCUUCUUUGGCGAAGUAUGAGGAGACUCCGCCUGUUGGUGCGCAACGAAGGAAGGGAAUGAGCGUUCGCGAUCUUCUGAUUUCAUAG